Messenger RNA from Exophiala spinifera, 870 nucleotides. RefSeq lists its product as uncharacterized. Bases 1 to 870 code for a protein of 289 amino acids. Gene Ontology annotation, cellular component: membrane. The record is from RefSeq and is a predicted model, not a curated record. Lineage: Eukaryota; Fungi; Ascomycota; Eurotiomycetes; Chaetothyriales; Herpotrichiellaceae. The transcript is spliced from 2 exons.
AUGUCGAGCUCCAACAAUCAGACGGCUUCUUCCAGUGACGACCCUCACCUGUACUUUUAUUCUCCCUCAACCCCUGCCGCGGUGGUCUUCUCAAUCCUCUACCUCCUCCUGACCUUGUGGCACUUUUCCCUCAACUUCAUCGUCGCUCGGCAUUGCUUGGUCAAACACAAAUACACGAUCCCUCUCUUCAUUGCGGCAUUGAUAUCCACAGCUGGCUGGGUGGUACGCAUCCUCUCCGUACGGAACGACACAUCCAUCCCUCUGUAUGCUGUGUCGUCGUCUUAUAUCGUCAUCAGCCCGAUCUUUGUCUGCGCAAGCCUGUAUCUCCUUCUCACACGCCUUAUCCGGGCAACACUCCCCAACGGCCCGGCUCAGUCAUUCUUCCGCAUAAGGCCUUCCUGGCUGGGAAGAGUAUUCAUCACGAGCGACGUAUUUAGCUUCUUGACGCAAUGCAGCGGUUCCGGGAUCGCAAGCUCAGGCAACUGGGAAGGAAAUAUGAAGGAUAUCGGGACCAAUGUACUACUUGUGGGGUUGGCGUUGCAACUCGCGACCUUUACAGUCUUUCUGGUUGUCAUGGCGCGAUUUGUGCGCAGGGUGAACAGGAGACAAGAUACAGGCUUCGAAACCGGCGUAAAGAAAGUCAUCGUCGGCGCAAGUAUUGCAAGUGGCUUUGUUCAGAUUCGAUCCAUUUACCGCGUCGUCGAAUUUGCCGUUGGAAUCGACGGAUACCUGUUCAACCACGAGUGGUGCCUGUACGUCCUCGAAGCGAUGCCAAUGUUUUUUGCCUUGGCCGUCCUUGCAUGGUAUCAUCCUAUUCGCUGGAUGCAAGAGAAGCGCAGGUCCGACUUUGGAAUGGAGAAUAUUCGGUAG